Molecule: messenger RNA, 1222 nt
Organism: Eleginops maclovinus (Patagonian blennie)
Lineage: Eukaryota; Metazoa; Chordata; Actinopteri; Perciformes; Eleginopidae
Gene: eif1axb
Product: eukaryotic translation initiation factor 1A X-linked b
Exons: 7
Coding region: 193-627 (144 amino acids)
Biological process (GO): translational initiation
Cellular component (GO): cytoplasm
Molecular function (GO): translation initiation factor activity; RNA binding
Source: RefSeq, a predicted model, not a curated record
UACAAUAAAGCAACGUGGUUUUGAAUGUAUUGGAAAGCGCAUGCGCAAACCGGCGGAGCGAAUCAGUGGUGACUAGCUAGUUUCUUGUUACCGUUCAGUCAGUUUAGAACUGACUGUUGUACACAGUUAUUGUUUAUUUACUGUACGUCCGUUCUACCGAGCAGGAUUAAAGUGACCAAGGCAUAAAAGAAUAUGCCCAAAAAUAAAGGAAAGGGAGGAAAGAAUAGGCGACGUGGAAAGAACGAGAAUGAGUCUGAGAAGAGAGAGCUGGUGUUCAAAGAGGAUGGACAGGAGUAUGCUCAGGUGAUAAAGAUGUUGGGGAACGGACGUCUGGAGGCCAUGUGCUUUGAUGGAACCAAGCGGCUCUGCCACAUCAGAGGAAAACUCCGGAAAAAGGUCUGGAUUAACACGUCGGACAUCAUCCUGGUGGGAUUGAGAGAUUACCAGGACAACAAAGCUGACGUCAUCCUGAAGUACAACGCAGACGAGGCUCGCAGUUUGAAAGCGUACGGCGAGCUGCCCGAGCAUGCCAAAAUCAACGAGACAGACACCUUCGGGCCCGGAGACGACGAUGAGAUCCAGUUUGAUGACAUUGGUGACGAUGAUGAAGACAUUGAUGAUAUCUAAAGACUGCUGCUGGAGGGGGAUUUGGGAUUUUACAAGAGAUGCUCCAAUUGGUAUAUUUUGAGCCGAUACACCGCACCUAUAGUUUUUUUUUCUUUCAUUAAGAUCAGGCUAUGCCAAUCCAAUCCAGUUUAUUAAUAUGUUUCAAUUUAUUCCAUUUUGUUAACCUUCAGUAAACAUCUGUUAUUUUUAAGAACUUAAAGUACAUUUCACUCUUGAAAAACCAACUUUGAUUUUAUGGUUGAAUGAAUUAUGAGAAGCUGCUAGUACUUCCUGCAGUUGGAUUGGAGAUUCAAGAGUAGGCUGAUAAGCAAGUGUUAUAUUCAGGGUGACUGUCUGGAGACAUGGCUAGAUUUUCACUAUAUUUUUUUCCCUUUCUAAUAUCAACAAAACGGCAAGUGUGCCAUUUCCAUUUUUUUAUUGUAUUGUCCUUGAAACACUUACUACUUAAAGAUGCUCUCGACGAUACCACGACUGCAAAAUAUCUCACACCAGAUGCGCCAUCUUUUUAAAAAUGUAUUUAUAUUGAUUUCACACUAUGUGGAAUUUAGCAAGAAGUACCGAAUCUCAGGAUUCGUCAAUAAAAAGAUAAACCAUU